AUGAGCAAAUCAAUUCCACAACCUCAAGAAACUUUUUUGAUUGGUAAUCUCAAAGAAUUAGAUCCCGAUCGUUUUUCUGAAUCACUUCAGAGACUCCAAGAACUGUAUGGUGAUAUUUAUCGAUUGACUAUUUUUAAAACAAAUAUCGUAGUAGUGUCUAGUCACGAAUUCAUCAAUUUCGUAUGUGAUGAAUUAAAAUUCGAUGAAAAAAUUGCUGGAGGUUUAUUAGAACUGAGAAAUGGAGGCGGUGAUGGACUUUUUACUGCCCAUACUUCAGAACCAAAUUGGAAACUUGCUCAUAAAAUUCUAAUGCCUGCUUUUGGACCACAAGCAAUUCGAGAUAUGUUUCCAGCUAUGAUGGAUAUAUCUUCAUAA
Messenger RNA from Rotaria sp. Silwood2, 375 nucleotides. NCBI's taxonomy places the organism in Eukaryota, Metazoa, Rotifera, Eurotatoria, Philodinida, Philodinidae. The record is from the annotation of a GenBank genome assembly.